AUGAAUUCAUUUCGAAGAGUAGUAACCAAAACUAAAACCAAUAUCUUUUUGCAUAAAGUGAGCAUCGAUAAUGUAUUAAGAGAACAAUUGGCUGCAUUAAGAUUGAUGUAACCAAAAACUCAAGCACUAAAAAUUAGUAAUGAAGAUAGUCGAUCAACAACUAAAACAAUGUAAAUAAGAGACUUUUCUAUGAAAUUAAUUAAGACAAUCUAUAGAAAAAAUGAUGAUGUUGAAGUGGCAGGAUAUUAAAAGAUCUUGGCUGAAUUGAUCUACAUUAAUAAUAAAAAAAGAUCAUGUUAUAGAGAUUCCAGAGAUACAGCUAUAAAAUGA
Paramecium tetraurelia is the source of this 330-nucleotide messenger RNA. RefSeq lists its product as uncharacterized. NCBI's taxonomy places the organism in Eukaryota, Ciliophora, Oligohymenophorea, Peniculida, Parameciidae. The record is from RefSeq and is a predicted model, not a curated record. The transcript has 2 exons.